Dipodomys spectabilis (banner-tailed kangaroo rat) is the source of this 1049-nucleotide messenger RNA. It is a transcript of the gene Gmnn, whose product is annotated as geminin DNA replication inhibitor. The coding region runs from base 168 to 788 and encodes 206 amino acids. The record is from RefSeq and is a predicted model, not a curated record. Gene Ontology annotation, cellular component: nucleus. The transcript has 7 exons. Lineage: Eukaryota; Metazoa; Chordata; Mammalia; Rodentia; Heteromyidae. Gene Ontology annotation, biological process: negative regulation of DNA replication; negative regulation of cell cycle.
UCACCAGAUCACGUGGUCGCCUGGGAGCGGACGGGUCGCUUUCGCCCUGGACUAGCUCCAGAAGCUGCGGAGUCCAACGCAGGUCGCCUGUGGGGUCCUGUACCGGGGGUCGCUGCCACAGCUACCAGCGUUCGCUCCGAAGCCGAGCGUUUCUCACCCGCUAUAUAAUGAAUUCCAAUAUGAAGCAGAAAGAGGAGAUCGAGGAGAAUGUCAAGAAUAGUCCCUUCUCAAGAAGAACUCUGAAGAUGAUUCAGCCGUCUGCAGCUGGACCUCUUGUUGGAAGAGAAAAUGAGUUACCUAAAGACUUAUCCAAAAAGAAACACUGGAAUGACCAGUUAACAUCUAAGACUUCCAGCUCCAGAGUCCCAGAAUCUAGUGAAAAUAAAAACACUGAAGGAGCCACUCAAGAAGCAUUUGAUCUUAUGAUUAAAGAAAAUCCAUCCUCUCAAUAUUGGAAAGAAGUGGCAGAAAAACGGAGGAAAGCUCUCUAUGAAGCACUUAAGGAAAAUGAGAAACUUCAUAAAGAAAUUGAACAAAAGGACAAUGAAAUUGCCCGCCUGAAAAAGGAGAAUAAAGAAUUGGCGGAAGUAGCAGAACACGUACAGUAUAUGGCAGAGGUAAUAGAGAGGCUGAGUAAUGAACCUCUGGAGAGCUUUGAAUCACCAGAUAGUCAGGAGUUUGACUCUGAAGAGGAAACUGUUGAGGAUUCUGAAGUGGAAAACUCAGAAGCUGGUACAGGUGCUGAAGAAACUGUAUCUUCCUCUACAGAUACAAAACCAUGUAUAUGAAAUUCAUUAGUAUUUGACUCUUAACAUACUACCAAGGUUUACCUCCACUCUCAUUCUUUGUAGCAGAGUAAAGAACUACAUAAUGCAAAUGCAACCAUCAAAUUUCCUCAUUUGGAUCCUGGGACACUAUUUUGUAUUAAAAUACAACUAGCAUGUAUUUUUAAUCUGUUGUUUUAUGUAAAUAGCAUUUUCAUUUUCUCAGUUGUCAGAAAUAACUUGUAUAUUUGAUUAAAUAAACUUGGUUUUCCUAUUGCUUAUUAU